AUGUUUGUUGGCCUAGUGUUUUCUAGUAUUGCUGGUGUUGCAAUGCCCUUAAUGGCAGUUAUUUAUGAAAAAAUGGUAGAUUGCCUUACUCUUAUUCAAAACUAUAACAUUUUCGAAGAUGAAUUUUCUUACCAAAUUAGCAAGUACUCCUUGUAUUUAAUAUAUAUUGCAAUCAAUACAUUUGUUGCUAUCUAUAUUUAUAUAGCAAUUUGGGUAUACACUGGUGAAAGGUAUAAUAGUAUAAGAGAUACAACAAAUGAUUCUACCUUGUUGAAGACAUUUCAAGAUUGUUUGGAGACCAUGAGUAACCCAAACAAAAGAAAAAACCGAUGCAUUGAAGAAGUUAUCAAGGAAUUUGUAGUUACCAGAAAGGAUCAAUUAUGUAGUUCGGAUGUGGAAUCACAAGAUACCGACUGUGGAGAACUUGCCAAAGAUUUGUUAUCAAUCAUUACUGUGUUUACAGCCAGACAUAACGGUCUGCAAGCCGCAUCUUACAAGAGACAACGAGAAAAAAAAGCAAGCAACAAAGACAGGAAAACAACAAAAAAACAAAAGUUUAAAGAUUCUCAAAAUUUGUUUGAAAAUUUUGAAAAUGAUGAAAAUGACAAGUGUUGGGUGUUGAAGACUCCAUCAUCGAUCCAUGAUAAUGCUUUUCUAGAAUUCAAAAAGAAUCUCAAAACUGAAUUAGAAAAGAAACAAAAAUUUAAACUGAGGUCCAAUGGCCAAUUCUACGAAAUUACUACCAUAAACAAUGAAGCCGAAUUACUAAACCAAACAAUUAUUAAUAACUGCCAUGAUGCUAUUUUAGAAACUAAUUUAGAAGACUUUGAUGUGCUUUUUAAUUUUAAUUUUAAGUUUGACCCUCCUAAAGGAAUUGAAAAUUGGAUAAACAACAUUUGGGAUAAUGAAAUUGAAGAAAUGACACGACCAAAUUUAAGGGGAGUCGAUGAACGCUUUUUUAAAAAUAGUGUCGAGGAACUGA
Racocetra persica is the source of this 982-nucleotide messenger RNA. NCBI's taxonomy places the organism in Eukaryota, Fungi, Glomeromycota, Glomeromycetes, Diversisporales, Gigasporaceae. The record is from the annotation of a GenBank genome assembly.